Molecule: messenger RNA, 474 nt
Organism: Botrytis porri
Lineage: Eukaryota; Fungi; Ascomycota; Leotiomycetes; Helotiales; Sclerotiniaceae
Exons: 2
Coding region: 1-474 (157 amino acids)
Source: RefSeq, a predicted model, not a curated record
AUGUUGGCGUUACCUCAAUAUAGGGGCCAAUCAAACCCGGAUAAAUAUCUCACAAAGUUAUCUAGAAAUCUUAUUUCCCUUCUGUUGUGUAUCAUUCCAAAUACAAAAAUUGGCAUGCAAAAUGAACUAACUCAUCGUAAAAGACCCAAAAAUAUGUCGCCUUCAGAUGUCCGCCAGUAUCUGGAGAGCCUCCUUGUUCAAAACCACCAGUGUGAUGUUAAGGACGCGAAUGAUAUCGCGUCUUAUUGGGUGUAUGGCCGGGGAUCAGAAUUUUAUCAGUAUGAUUUAGAUACCUUUAAAGAUAUGUUUGGGGAUGAAAUAGGGAUGUUGUUCUUCUUGUAUUCGAGGGGUCUUACACCAGGUGGAAAGUUAAAAGGACGAUUUUGGAGAACAUUGUUUAUUUGUUUCGCCUAUUUCUAUGCUCUGUUCUUUUUAUGGGACUUUUUGAAGGUCCUUUUUCGAAGCUUGCAGUAA